Molecule: messenger RNA, 5783 nt
Organism: Astyanax mexicanus (Mexican tetra)
Lineage: Eukaryota; Metazoa; Chordata; Actinopteri; Characiformes; Acestrorhamphidae
Gene: itga8
Product: integrin, alpha 8
Exons: 30
Coding region: 185-3334 (1049 amino acids)
Biological process (GO): cell-matrix adhesion; integrin-mediated signaling pathway; cell adhesion mediated by integrin
Cellular component (GO): integrin complex; external side of plasma membrane
Molecular function (GO): integrin binding
Source: RefSeq, a predicted model, not a curated record
CUGGGACAGUCGGGGGAGAGAAGACGCGCGCGGUGCGCUCAGUGAGUGGAUACGGGGCGCGCGGAGCUGCACGAGAGGAUUUCUAAUAGCAGCAGCAGCACCGUCACUGUCAUCAUCAGCAGCAGCAUCAGCAGCAGAAGUUGGGCUUCUCUGAUUAACUUGCAUCCCACUGGACCGUAUAGCGAUGGUGGCGCGCGCAGUUCGUGCGUGUUCCCGCGCGCUUUCGUGCGCGCUCGCGGUUCUGUGCGGGAUGAUAGCUGCGUUUAACCUGGACCUGGAGAAACCGCAGGAGUACAGCGGACCUGAGGGAAGCUAUUUCGGCUACUCUGUGGAUUUUUACCACCCAACACAGGACAGGAGCGCGUUGGCAGUGUUGGUCGGUGCGCCCAAAGCUAACACCUCCCAGCCAAGCAUAGUAGAAGGGGGGGCCGUCUACUACUGCCCCUGGCCAUCGUCCGAGCCGGACUCUUGCCGCCAGAUCCCCUUUGAUAAAGCAAAUAACCGUAUGAUAAAGAUGAACGGGACGCGGGAGCCUUUGGAGUUUAAGUCCCAUCAGUGGUUUGGAGCCACGGUUCGAACACACAGGGGAAAAGUAGUGGCGUGUGCUCCUCUCUAUCACUGGAGGACAGUGAAGAUGAGCAGUGAGAUGGAUCCGGUGGGAACCUGCUACAUAGCUGUACAGAACUUCAGUGCAUAUGCAGAAUAUUCACCCUGCAGAACAAAUAAUCCAGACCCUGAGGGACAGGGCUUCUGUCAGGCCGGCUUCAGCGUGGACUUUACCAAGGAUGGGACGUUAGUAUUAGGAGGACCAGGGAGCUUUUACUGGCAAGGUCAGGUGAUCACUGCAGGAGUAGCUGAGAUUUUGAAUGGAUAUUCUCUGAAGGCUAUUCUCCGAAAAGUGCAGGGAGAAAAACAGACCGGCGCCGCCUCAGACGCCUACGAUGACAGCUACCUGGGAUACUCUGUAGCGGUCGGGGAAUUCACUGGUGAUUCACAGCAAGAGCUGGUGGCGGGGGUACCCAGAGGAGCGCAGAACUUUGGUUAUGUCGCUGUGAUCAACUCGACAAAUCUGACAUUCAUUCAGAAUUUCACUGGAGAACAGAUGGCUUCAUAUUUUGGAUACACUGUGGCGGUGACUGACCUCAACGGAGACGGGUUAGAUGAUGUUCUGGUGGGAGCUCCUCUGUACAUGGACCGGGAGUUUGAGAGUAAGCCGCGGGAGGUGGGCCGGGUUUAUCUGUACCUGCAGGAGGACGCCCUCCUCUUUUCUCCUGCCAUCAAGCUGACCGGUACACAUGUGUUUGGACGCUAUGGCAGUGCCAUCGCUCCUCUUGGAGACAUCAAUCAGGAUGGCUAUCUGGAUGUGGCAGUGGGGGCUCCGUUUGCGGGUGAUGACCGCGGGGGUCGGGUGUUUAUCUAUAAUGGUCAGCACUCUGGUCUGCGGAUGGAGGCGUCUCAGGUGCUGAGAGGAGCCUGGGCCUCGUCUGGCAUCCCGGCGGGAUUCGGGUUCACCCUGCGCGGAGACUCCGACCUGGACAACAACCAGUACCCCGAUUUGAUUGUUGGGGCCUUCGGUGCUGGAAAAGUGGUGGUAUACAGGGCGAGGCCAGUGGUCACCGUGGACGCUCAGCUGCUCCUGACUCCCAGAAUCCUCAACCCAGAGGACAAGACCUGCCACUUGCCCAACUCUGACACCAUGGUUCCCUGUCUGAGAGUGGAUGUCUGUGCUAAGGUCUCUGGCAUUGGGAUCCCUGAUAAUGUUGCUGUGAAUAUGGAGCUGCAGUUGGAUUGGUUGAAGCAGCGAGGAGCCGUGAAGAGAGUGCUUUUUCUUGACUCGCACCAACAUCACAGAACUCUGCAGCUGCUGCUGGGCCAACGGGACCACCGCCGCUGCCUCAACCACACCAUCUACCUGCGGGAUGAGGGCGAAUUCAGAGAUAAGCUGAGUCCCAUCAGCGUGGCUCUAAACUACAGCCUGGAUCAGAGGGCCCCUCUGCAGGGUCAGCAGCUACGCCCCAUACUGGACCACUACAGCAAGAGUUUCCACCAUGAGCAGGCAAACAUCCUGUUGGACUGCGGAGACGACAACAUGUGCAUCCCAGAUUUAAAGCUGUCUGCUAAAAUGGAUCAUACUGAGCUAGCCAUCGGCGACGACAACCCACUGCUCCUCACCAUCAAUGCAGCCAAUCAGGGAGAAGGCGCAUAUGAGGCGGAGCUUCAAAUUCGCUUUCCACUAGAGGUGGACUACAACGGUGUGGAGCGGCGGCGGGAGGAUCUGCAGAUCCUCAAUUGUGAACACAGAAUGGAAAAUGACUCCCAAGUGGUGGUGUGUGAUCUGGGGAACCCUAUGGUGGCCGGAUCAAAUGUAUCUGUUGGCUUGCGGUUCUCUGCACGACGACUGGAGGAGGCUGAUGCUCACAUUGGCUUUGAGCUGCAGGUGCUCAGCUCCAAUAAAGAUAACCCGAAGAGCAACUCUGUAAAUCUGACUUUAAACGUUGUAGCAAGAGCGGAAGUGGACAUCAGAGGCGUUUCUCUCCCUGCUCAAGUAGUUCUUCCGUUCCCUCGCUGGGAGCCCAAGGAGAAACCAGUUAGGGAGGACGACAUUGGCCCUCAGGUCCAGCAUAUCUACGAGUUACACAACAAAGGUCCUAGUUCAUUGAGUGGUACAGUUCUGGAGGUGGGCUGGCCCAGUCGUCAUAGAGAGGAGCACCUGCUCUACGCUAUGCAGAUCAUCACUGAUGGACCAAUCCGAUGCCAUGCCAAUGGCACCCUCAAUCCUAUGGAGUUGGAGACCUCCACUCUACAGGACACUCCAGAGCUUUUGGGUUUUCUGCGCAACAGCAGCAGCCCAACCCGUCGCAGACGAUCUGUCAGCAGCACUCAGAGCUACAGUAGCAAAACACUGAACUGCUCCAAUAUCCACUGCCUGAUGCUGAAGUGCAUUGUGGGCCGUUUGGAUCGAGGACAGAGUGCAGUGGUCAAAGUGAGGUCAAGACUCUGGGCUCAAACCUUUUUACAGAGGCGGAAUGACCAGUAUCUGCUGAACUCCACUGUGGCCUUUCAAGUCACAGGCAUGCCGUAUCGCAUCAAGCCGCACACACUCCCCCAGCAGAGUAAUUCGAUCGGCACAUUCGUGGUGUGGGCGAUUCCUGAUGUGUCCUUUGCUAUUCCUCUGUGGGUGAUUAUUCUGGCCAUCCUACUGGGACUGUUGGUUUUGGCAAUACUAACCCUGGCUAUGUGGAAGUGCGGGUUCUUUGACCGAGCACGGCCGCCCAAAGAUGACGACGUCUCGGACCGAGAGCAGCUGACGGCCGAGAAGUCCACAGAGGCGUGAUCGAGAGAGAAUACAGAGUAAACGCUGGAAGACAAACAGAUGAAGACAGAUGCAGAGGGGAGCUUCGCUGGAGGGUUGUAGUACGUGGCAAAGAGACUGCGUCCUGAAUCGAACAUCCAAACCUCCAAAUGAACUAAAGCUCCCAAAAUGCACUGGGAUCUGUGAGCUGGACCACAGUGCUAUUCAUGCAAAAACCUUAUCUACCGCAGGCUGAGCUGCAAUGAGGCGCUUCACUGUAAUCUCUCUACUACAGCGGGACUGGAAUUUCAGGGGGAUCGAACAAAAGAGAGAGACGCCGAGAUCCCGACCCUUUGCCAAAGACAAUCACUGUAAGCGCUGAGACUCAACAGUACAAGGCCUUCAUUGCUGGAAAAAGAGAUUUUUUUUAUACACUACACAUUUCUGACUUUAAACUGUUUUAACACUGCUGUUGUUUCUGUGAGCUUCAGCAACUCUGAAUAAACAAAACCCUCUCUGAGUGCCUUCAAAACUCCAGAAAAAAGAGCACGUGAACGAUUUUAAAUUAUGAUUCAAUAUCCCCCCCCCCAACCCAAAUACUGUCGGUCAGAUGAGACAUGUUUGAUGUAGGAAUGUGGAUUAUCUAUGGAUUGUAUUUAGAAUCUAGUAAUCUACCCAUUAUUGUAAUGACAAUCAAUUUUAAUUCACAAACAAUGAGAUCAGAUGUUUUAAGUAUGUUUUAAUGUAAUUUAUAGAAUUCUUCUGGUGUGGGAUUUCUUCCUUUAAGUGACAAAUACAGAAACCCAUUUAAAAAUCCAUGCCUAAGUGAUUUAAUGCUAGUAAUUAUGACAGCCCUUUUUAUAAUUACGUUUAACUACGUCCAAAGUUUGUCUCUUGGUUUGUUUAAACCUAUAAAGCUGAUGUCACUAACAAGUAGCAGAAGCUUAUACCCCACCACUGAGAACUGUGUAAACUACAUGCCUAAGGCCUCUGUCAAUUAGGUUAAGUAAUUUCAAAUUCAGUCAUCUCAUGUGGCCAAAUAUGUAUAUAAUUUAAUCUAUAAAACAGCAUCUCCAGAAACAGUAGUAGAAGCCAUCCAACUAAAGAAAUGAACCUGUGAUACCGAACAUGAAACAUGUCUCGCCUGAUAUGGGACACCUUUGGGGAAAAUGACUUGAAAAUGGCACAUAGAGUUUUUGAUAUUUUUUUGGCAUUAUUAUUAAUGUCAAAAUAAGGAUAAUGAAUACCACAAUAUAGACCACUAAAGCUGUGUCGUCACUCUGUAGAUAGUGCCAUGUCAGUAUUAGUGACUCUGGGUUUAAGAUGGAUUUUUGAAUGUCAGAAAUUAACCAGGAUUUUGGAAACUUGCAGAUGUUGCUCCUUAUGGAAAACAAAAAUGAUAUCGGACCACCUAAACCAUAAGGUCAUUAAUAUGUUGAAAUAUAAAUUCUGCUUUAUGUGAGAGAACAUACUGCUGUACUCUGAACUGACAUCAUAGGAGUCCCAAACUCACUAAAAUACACCAAAGAAGUGGGCAGGCUUUGUGAAAAUGUUUUUUAUAGUAGAAUAAUUUGAGUAUUGAGCUUGAGUGUUUUAUUCAACUUGUGGCUUUGUUUCCAUAUGCAGAGAGUUAGCCUGCCUGUAGCACAAAUAAAGCAAUAAUCAUAUUUUAUACCCAGUAGAAAAAGUGUAAUUUUGAGGCUCUAGUAGCAUUUAGGAGGGAAAUGUACAAAGAUCAGAAAGUAUCAGGUUGCCACAUAACCAUGGCAAUUUUAGAACAUUUUAUUUAUUACCACCAUUCAAAAAUUUAGCUUAGACACAGAAUUUUUAACACACACUCACUGUAACUUUAGUUACAGCAUGUAUUCUUCUGUUUAUCAGCUAUUCCCAUCGGAUUUGCAGGAGUGGUCCAUGAAUAGAUAUAAAUAAGUGCAAUAUUGCGACAUUUUUGAGUUGCUGAAUCAUUUGUACACUGGCUCUGUUUUGUUUUUAACUUGAGGUUCAGGUUGUUCUGUAUAUAGCGUUUAAAGAGUAUUAUUUGUUUAAGCUGUGUGACUGAUGUAGACACCACUCUGUCAGUGUACAAAGGGAACAUCAUUUUCACCAUUGUUAUCUUUCAGUCAUCAUUUCAGUGUAUAUAGCAUUCAAGUCUUCACUUUUGUUUCAUGCUUUGAGGAGACAUUCUCAUAAAAUAAAAAAAUAAAAUAAAAUGUAAUGUAAUUAUAAGGUAAAUUCUAAGUCACCAAAGCAACCUUCAGUCAUAUGUUGUCGUAAGAGGCAUAGCCAACAUGGAGUUAUGUGGACUAAUGUGGUGAUAUUUCAACAAAUCUAGAAUUCACAGGGCAUCCCCAAACUAUCCCUUUAAGCUCUUAUUGAGGACCUUUGUUAAAGUUGAAAGAAGCUUUGUUUACUGCCUAAUGUAAUGUUCAGCUCUGUACUGAGUCAAAUUUAAAGAUCUGUUGUCAGCCUCAAAUAAAUUCUGUACAUGAGA